Pelecanus crispus (Dalmatian pelican) is the source of this 908-nucleotide messenger RNA. It is a transcript of the gene FHL1, whose product is annotated as four and a half LIM domains 1. NCBI's taxonomy places the organism in Eukaryota, Metazoa, Chordata, Aves, Pelecaniformes, Pelecanidae. Gene Ontology annotation, molecular function: transmembrane transporter binding. The record is from RefSeq and is a predicted model, not a curated record. Gene Ontology annotation, biological process: muscle organ development.
UGCAGGGCCUGGCAGUUACACUGUGGGCACCAUGUCGGAGCGCUUUGACUGCCACUACUGCCGUGACCCUCUGCACGGGAAGAAGUACGUGCAGAAGGAGGGCCGCCACUGCUGUGUCAAGUGCUUCGAGAAGAUCUGUGCCAACACCUGCAUUGAGUGCAAGAAACCCAUUGGAGCUGACUCCAAGGAGCUGCAUUUCAAGAACCGUUACUGGCAUGACAGCUGCUUCCGCUGCUUCAAGUGCUACACGUCCUUGGUCAAUGAGCCCUUCAUGCUAAGGGAGAACAACAAGGUUUGGUGCAGCAACUGCACUGCCACUGUGGAUGCACCCAAGUGUAAGGGCUGCUUCAAGCCUAUCAUUGCAGGAGACCAAAAUGUUGAGUACAAGAAGAUGGUCUGGCAUAAGGACUGUUUCACUUGCAGCCAGUGCAAGCAAGUGAUUGGAUCUGGGAGCUUCUUCCCCAAGGGUGAUGACUUCUACUGUGUCUCCUGCCACGAGCAUAAGUUUGCCAAGACCUGUGCUAAAUGCAAGAAUCCCAUCACUUCUGGAGGUCUCACUUACCAGGAACAGCCUUGGCAUUCAGAGUGUUUCAUUUGCUCCAACUGCAAGAAGCAACUGGGUGGGAAGCGCUUUACAGCUGUAGAGGAUCAGUUUUACUGUGUUGACUGCUACAAGGAGUGUGUUGCCAAGAAGUGUGCUGGCUGCAAGAAUCCUAUUACAGGAUUUGGAAGAGGAACCAGUGUGGUUAACUAUGAAGAUGAAUCCUGGCACGAUUAUUGUUUCAAAUGCACAAAGUGUGCCCGUGGUCUGGCCAACAAGCGCUUUGUUUGCCAUAAUGGAAAAAUUUACUGUGCUGAGUGUCCCAAACGACUGUAAGGAGCAGACAGCAACUGCUGUAAAAUGGAUU